Molecule: messenger RNA, 818 nt
Organism: Mesocricetus auratus (golden hamster)
Lineage: Eukaryota; Metazoa; Chordata; Mammalia; Rodentia; Cricetidae
Product: aphrodisin
Exons: 7
Coding region: 84-587 (167 amino acids)
Molecular function (GO): small molecule binding; odorant binding
Source: RefSeq, a predicted model, not a curated record
UGUAUAAAAAGCUUUGUCAGUUGAGUUCUUCUCAACCACUCACCUCUUCGAGCUUCUGUGGAAAAGCAAAGUCAGGCACCACCAUGGUAAAGAUUCUGCUGCUGGCUUUGGUCUUUAGUCUGGCUCAUGCUCAGGAUUUUGCAGAGCUUCAAGGAAAAUGGUAUACCAUUGUCAUUGCUGCUGACAAUCUUGAAAAGAUAGAAGAAGGAGGGCCACUGAGAUUCUAUUUUCGUCAUAUUGAUUGUUAUAAAAACUGCAGUGAAAUGGAAAUCACAUUUUAUGUCAUUACAAACAACCAGUGCUCCAAGACCACAGUCAUUGGGUACUUGAAAGGAAAUGGAACCUACCAAACCCAGUUUGAAGGUAACAAUAUAUUUCAACCUUUGUAUAUAACAUCAGACAAGAUUUUCUUUACCAACAAGAACAUGGAUAGAGCUGGCCAGGAAACGAACAUGAUUGUUGUUGCUGGAAAAGGUAAUGCUUUGACACCUGAAGAAAAUGAAAUACUUGUGCAAUUUGCUCAUGAAAAGAAAAUUCCAGUGGAAAACAUUCUCAAUAUUCUUGCUACAGAUACUUGUCCUGAAUAAAGGCCUUCCGUAGGUGAGAACAGGAUGGCAAUUAUGCAUCAUAUCCUCUUGAUCAUGGAAUCAGCAUCACAAAUAAAUCGCCAUUUCAUUCUACAUGAAUUGUCCCAUCUCCUGUAGAGCCAGGAUACCACAUAUCAAAUUCCUGGCUUAGCUUUCCUUUCCCAUCACAUGAUGUAUUACCUGUUCUUAUUUUUUUGACUGAUUAAAUAAAUUGUUUCAAGAAGCAAUAAA